AUGUUUCUACUCAUCUACUAUCUCACCCUGGUGGGAGGUGCUAUCGCAGCCCCUUUCCUACAAAGGCUCAACGAUACAACACAUGUUAUCGGGAAUGAUCUGUGGAAUAUCACCAUCGGCCGACAAUAUGGCGUCAAGUUGUACUACAAAGAGCACGAUCUAGUCGGUGAUGCAUGGGGGCACUAUGUCAGCUAUAACGGCGCUCAAUCCGAUCUAAACUGGACAUCUGGCGACAUCCACCACCAAGGCGACGACUAUCUCGACGUCCGCUUCACCGCAAACGAAGGCGACUUCCACUGGGUCAUCUUCGACGGUCUCGCCGGCGCAUACCAAUACUUCAUCAACCGAGCCUUACCAGUACUAGGCGAAUUCCGCACCCUCUUUCGUCUAGAUAACACCACCUUUCCGAACGGUCGAACGAACAUCAAAGACGAGGCUCUGCCGACUCUAUCCGACAUUCUGAACUCGACCAAAGUGCAGGAUGAAACAUGGCAACGCGCCGACGGAUCGUAUAUCACCAAAUACGACUUUAGCACGUUUAUCCGCGAGCAGGAUUACUACGGUGUGUAUGGCGAUGAGUUUGGAUCGUGGUAUAUCCACCCGGGAAAGGAUUACUAUAAUGGGAAUCAGCUGAAGCAGGAGUUGACGGUGCAUCGAGAGAGUGCGACGGGUGACGCGGUGCAGUUGAAUAUGAUCCACGGGACGCAUUUUCAGGCGUCGUCGAGUGAUGCUUUUCCGGAUGGAAAGGUCUGGGGGCCUUGGUUGUGGUAUUUGAAUGACGGGUCGAAAUCGGAUGCAAAGGAUAGAGCAGACAAGGAGUUUGCAUCGUGGCCGUAUACGUGGUUCGAUGAUGCUGACUAUCAUUCUCGAGGAUCUGUUUCUGGUCGGUUGGUUCUGUCUGAUGGACGAGCUGCAUCAGGGGCAUCUGUAUUCCUGGGCGAUAACCAUCCGAACAAGACGGCGCUGGAUAUGGGGACACUCUAUUAUUAUACCAGCCAAGCUGAUGACAAGGGGAAUUUCAUCUUUGAGAAUGUCCGCACAGGAGAGUAUGGACUGCAAGCGUGGUCUGAUGGAGGAGAAAUCCGGGAUGUAUCAACGACGCUGCAGUACAACGACGUCAAGGUGGAGGAAAAGGAGAACAAACUCGGCCAGAUUAACUGGGAUAGUCCGCCACGGAACAUCAUCUUCCAAAUCGGCGACUUUGACCGAAAGACGCUAGGCUUCAAAUACGGCGGGUCUCCAUACGAACACGCCGUGGUGGCCAGAUGCCCGAAAAACCUCACCUACACAGUCGGAAGCAGCAAGACAGAAGACUGGUGUUUCGGACAAUCCUCAGGAACAUGGCGGAUCCUCUUUACCAGCAACACGACAUCACCAGCUACAUUGACGAUAUCGCUGGCGGGCUACUCAUCGGGAACAACGGCACAAAUCCUGCUCAACGGAAGCAAAAUCGGCAAUCUGACUUCAUUAUCGAAUGAUCCCGGGUUGUAUCGAUCGGCGACGACGGCGGGAGAAUGGCGGGUGGUGCAGGUUGAGAUUGGCGGAAUGAGGAGAGGCUGGAAUGCGAUUGAUUUGGAGGUGCAGGAGAGCAGCGAAUGGCGGGGAUUCAUGUGGGAUAGUCUGCUGCUGGCUGGUGACGUUGUUUCAUAUUAG
This is a messenger RNA of Aspergillus wentii DTO 134E9, 1653 nucleotides long. Its product is annotated as putative rhamnogalacturonase. The coding region runs from base 1 to 1653 and encodes 550 amino acids. The transcript has 3 exons. Gene Ontology annotation, molecular function: catalytic activity; carbohydrate binding. Lineage: Eukaryota; Fungi; Ascomycota; Eurotiomycetes; Eurotiales; Aspergillaceae. Gene Ontology annotation, biological process: carbohydrate metabolic process. The record is from RefSeq and is a predicted model, not a curated record.